Messenger RNA from Cicer arietinum (chickpea), 2168 nucleotides. Its product is annotated as probable WRKY transcription factor 20. NCBI's taxonomy places the organism in Eukaryota, Viridiplantae, Streptophyta, Magnoliopsida, Fabales, Fabaceae. Gene Ontology annotation, molecular function: sequence-specific DNA binding; DNA-binding transcription factor activity. The record is from RefSeq and is a predicted model, not a curated record. Gene Ontology annotation, biological process: regulation of DNA-templated transcription.
AGAACAAAAACAUUGAGUCACAUAUGAAUCAAUUUAUCAAUAAAGAGAUUUUUUAGAGAGAGAGAGAUUUUUAGAGAGAGAGAGUUCCAACGUUGCAAGUCAACUCAGAGUCUCACUCUCUCAGUCUCAAGCAAGCCCAAAAAAAACAGCUAUAUGAAAUGACCUUUAUGCCCCUACAUCUAUUCCCUCUUCUCUCUUAAUUCUCUGCCACGCCGCCGUAACAAUGGAAGCUGCCACCACCAACUCCGGCGCACCACACUCGAGUUCGGAGCUCCAUGUCGAAGGGACACCCCAUGAUCCAAACCAAACCGGGUCGGGUCAAAAUUCGAUGGCAAGAUACAAACUGAUGUCGCCGGCGAAGCUUCCGAUCUCAAGGUCGCCGUGUAUCACAAUACCUCCGGGGUUUAGUCCGACGUCGUUUUUGGAGUCCCCAGUUCUUCUUUCCAACAUGAAGGUGGAGCCUUCACCGACUACAGGGUCCCUUCCUCAGCUUCUUCAAACUUUGCAUGGUUCUAUGCCUUCUGCCACAUUCCCUUUAACCACAACAUGCUUCAAUACCGGCACUGUUAAUGACAGAAAAUCAAGUUUCUUUGAGUUUAAACCACAUGAAAGAAAUAUGGUUCCUGCAGACUUCACCAACCAUGUAAGUGAACAAUCUACUCAAGUAGAAAGUCAAGGAAAAGGUCAAUCAUUUGGAUCCUCGCCUUUAAUCGAAAAUGAGAUUGCUGAUCAAUCUAAUGAAUUAAGCCUAUCCUCGCCCGUUCAAAUGGUUAGUUCCGGGGCCAGUGCUCAUGUUGAUGUCAAUUUGGAUGAAUUAAACCACAAAGGCAACACAACUAAUGCACCCGAAAAAGUAUCAAAUGAUGGAUACAAUUGGCGAAAAUAUGGUCAAAAACAUGUUAAAGGGAGUGAGUUUCCGCGCAGCUAUUACAAAUGUACACAUCCUAACUGCGAAGUGAAAAAACUUUUCGAACGCUCGGAUGAAGGUCAAAUCACCGAAAUAAUUUAUAAGGGAACACAUGAUCAUCCUAAACCUCAACCAAGCAACCGAUACUCUGCCGGUUCUAUUAUGUCUAUGCAAGGAGAGAGAUCUGAUAGGGCAUCUUCUUUGGCUGGCCGAGAUGUUGAACCCAACAGGACUCCCGAGCAAUCAACUGUGGCAACAAAUGAUCAUAGUCUAGAGGGUGCUAGAUUUGCGUCAACCAGGAUAAAUGACGAGGUUGAUGAUGACGAUAUCUUCUCAAAGAGAAGAAAAAUGGAACUCGGAAAUGCUGACAUCAUUCCUAUAGUUAAGCCUAUCCGAGAGCCACGGGUUGUUGUACAAACUACGAGUGAAGUUGAUAUAUUGGAUGAUGGAUACCGCUGGCGUAAAUAUGGGCAGAAAGUGGUGAGGGGAAAUCCUAACCCAAGGAGUUAUUACAAAUGCACAAAUGCCGGUUGUCCCGUUAGGAAACACGUGGAGAGGGCAUCUCAUGAUCCGAAAGCUGUAAUAACAACAUAUGAGGGAAAACACAAUCAUGAUGUACCUGCUGCAAAGAAUAGUAGCCAUGACAUGGCAGGACAUGCAGCUUCUGGUGGACAAACAAGGAUAAAGUUCGAAGAAUGCGAUACCAUUAGUCUCGACCUUGGGAUGGGAAUCAGUUCACCAGCUGAAAAUAGAUCAAACGGCCAAGGGAAAAUGCUGUUCUCUGAAUUGGCGAACAGUCAAACUCCCACAAGCAAUUCCAAUUUCAAGUUUGUUCAUACUACCUCAGCUCCAUCAUACUAUGGUGUUCUAAAUAACAGUUCGAAUCUGUUUGGUUCUAGAGAAAAUAGGAACGAUGGUUCGUCUUUAAAUCAUUCAUCGUAUCCUUGCUCGCAAAGCAUGGGAAGAAUACUUAUGGGGCCAUGAAAUUGAUUAUCACACUACUACAUUAAUAAAAUAAAAUAAAAUAAAAAUUAUGAGUAGUACUUUGUUUGGCUUUUUUGGCGGGCAUAGCUUCAAAAGUAAAAAUAUGUAAUUUUCUGUAAGAAAAUGCAGAUAGUCCUUGUAUGUUUAUAUCACCAUAUUUGAGAGCUGCUGCAUAGUAGUACUGAUAGUGGCUCUAGGUUGGCUUUCAAAUCUAAUUGUUGUUUGUAAUUGUAUAAUUAUGAUUAUUAUUAUUAUUAUAUCCAAAUUCUUCUGUGUA